Molecule: messenger RNA, 738 nt
Organism: Penicillium atrosanguineum
Lineage: Eukaryota; Fungi; Ascomycota; Eurotiomycetes; Eurotiales; Aspergillaceae
Exons: 3
Coding region: 1-738 (245 amino acids)
Cellular component (GO): plasma membrane
Molecular function (GO): acetate transmembrane transporter activity
Source: RefSeq, a predicted model, not a curated record
AUGAGUUCCACGACAUCCAAAGAUGUUGUUCAUAACGACAAAGCUGCCGGGUCUGUGGAUCUCGAGCAGCAGGGAACUCCUGUUCCGUGUACAGCCGUGACCCCUAAAACUCUCGGUGCCGGGUCUGCCCUGGCUCUGGGCGCGUUCGGAACGACACUGACCACCCUCUCACUGAGCCUGAUGGAGUGGCGGGGAGUCACCACAGAGAAUGUCUUUGUGGCAAAUUUCUUCUUUAUCGCUGCAUUCGGUCUGGUUAUCACAGCACAGUGGGAGUUGUCGAUCGGAAAUGGUUUCGCCUAUACUGUCUUCAGCGCUUUCGGCCUUUUCUACGCGGGCUUUGGUGCUCUCUUGACCCCGGCAUUUGGCGUUGCCACGGCAUACGGCGGAAGUGAUACGGCUCAAUAUAAUAAUGCCGUGGGAUUCUUUAUGAUCCUAUGGACGGUGUUCGUCUUCACCUUUCUCAUCGCAUCACUCCCAACCAACAUAGCAUACAUCCUGGUGUUUUUCCUUGUGGAUAUUGGAUUCCUUACCGUGGCAGCCAGCUAUUUUGCUGCGGCAGAUGGCCACGCGGCGGCGGCUGCUGCGCUCAGGAAAUCGGGUGGUGUAUUCUGUUUCCUGGCUGGAUUGGUGGGUUGGUAUAUUGUAUUUCAUCUUUUGCUGCAGGACUCUCUUCUGGACAUCCCAUUGGGUGAUACUUCGCGAUUCUUUGGGAGAAAAAAGAAAAGAAGAGUGAUGUGA